CUGCCGACGCGUCCCCGUGACGUCAUCGUGACGCCAUCGCGUAGCGUGCGGGUGACGGGUGGGGCCGGUUUGAAGCGGCGGAGCCGGAGCCGGAGCGGGGCAGAAAAUGGCAGUGAAUGUGUACUCUACUUCAGUGACUAGCGAUAACUUGAGUCGACAUGACAUGCUGGCGUGGAUCAAUGAGUCUCUGCAGCUGAUGCUGACAAAGAUUGAACAGCUGUGCUCAGGUGCUGCAUACUGUCAGUUUAUGGACAUGCUCUUCCCAGGGUCUGUAGCACUCAAGAAAGUGAAGUUUCAAGCAAAAUUGGAACAUGAGUACAUCCAAAACUUCAAGAUUCUACAAGCAGGUUUUAAACGAAUGGGAGUUGACAAAAUAAUUCCUGUGGACAAACUAGUGAAAGGAAAAUUCCAGGACAACUUUGAAUUUGUUCAGUGGUUCAAAAAAUUUUUUGAUGCAAACUAUGAUGGGAAGGAGUAUGACCCUGUGGCUGCUCGACAAGGCCAAGAGACAGUAUUACCAAACCUUGUCACUCCAGCUGUCAACAAACCCAGGAGAUCUCUCAACUCCAGCACUGCAGCCCCCCAGAGGCCCAUGGUCACACCGAGGACUGCAGCGAACCCCAAAGCUGGGACUGGAAUGGGCAAAAAGGCUGCAGGGGACGAGGAGUCUGCAGGACUGAUUGAGCAGAUCAAUGUAUUGAAACUUACUGUUGAAGAUCUGGAGAAGGAGAGAGAUUUCUACUUUGGGAAAUUGAGGAACAUUGAGUUGAUCUGCCAGGAGAAUGAAGGCGAGAAUGAUCCAGUGUUGCAGAGGAUUGUGGAAAUUCUUUAUGCCACAGAUGAAGGCUUUGUGAUACCUGACGAAGGAGCACCGCAGGAGGAACAAGAAGAGUAUUAACAGAUCACACACUGUACCAGCAGAGCAGCAACAUCAGAAUUCUUUGCCCCAGAUCAUGUGCUUAACUGUAAAAUACUCCACUUUAUUCUUAGAGGACUCACUGGUUUCUUCUCAUAAGCAAAAAAAAAAAAAAGUACCUCUUCUUAAAGUGCACUUUGCAGAAGUUUCACUUUUACAGUGAGUUGGAGUUAGGAGCUCUCUCUCACUUUGUAGCAGAGCAGUAUUCACAUCUAGCUGGUAUAUUUAGGGAGCAAGAGGCUGAAUAUUUGGAACUUGUUGCAGAAUGGUUUGCUGGUAAAACACUGGUUUGUGGGAAGACUCUUUUUGUAUCUGAGGUGGUGUGUAGUAGAGAAAUUAAAGACUCUGACUCACAGAAAGAUGGAGUUAAUGUGAAAUUGCAGCACAGAAAUGAUAAUAAAAUGCCUUAAGAGUAUUUAAAAUAUGCUUCCAUAUGCCAAAUAGAAGUAAUGUGACAGGAGAUUUUAUGUGCUUCAUAUUGGGGUAGACACUUGUUUAACUCCAUUCACUGCUGUCUGAGAGGCCUUGCUGGCAAUCUCACUUUGUCAGCAAGUGCUGGAAAGGGACUAUUGAAACAAAACUCCAUUCCUAUGUAAAGCUGCUUAGCAAGUGAUUAGUUCUCGAUGAAAUAGGCCUUAAGGUUGCCUGUCACAAGAUUAGAGGGAGUAUGAACAGCUGAGACACAUAAAUUACCUUGAAGAGUGCUAAAGCCUUUUCCUGUGGCAUUGUGGCUAAUGACUUUGCCAAAAUGUACUGUGUUUUCUGUAAGAAAAGCAAAACAGAAUACCCAAACAAGAGAAAAAGCAAAGGGCACCCAGUCUUACUUCUAAAAUGUUCUUCAGAAGUGAUUUUCCUUCCUGGCUCUUGUUUUUAUUUGUCCUGUUUCUUUUUGGGUUUGUUGCUAUACUUUUUGCUCUCUCACUUGUUCUUUUCCCUUUCCCAUCCCAAGGAAUGCUGAUCCAGUCUGGUGGCUGUAACAGGACUUAGGCUGUGCAGCUGUCUUAGGAUGAAAGUGAAUGGAGCACAUGAGGAUGAUGAUUUUUCUCUCUUUUUCUGGCUUUUUUUUUUUUUCCCAAACUAGGCCAUAUCUAAUAAUAGUACUUGCCAGUUCAGUAGUCUUCUGGGGUAAAAACUAAAGAUGCUGGCUAACAGAGCUAAUGUUAUUGCAGAAAAUACAGUACUGAGACUAACUUAAAUAUUAAUAUUUAAAGUACUUUCCUUACCUGUCCUUUUUUGCUAUCAUGCCCCUCAUUACUGUUGUGUUUGGCAAGAUCCUGCAAGACUUCAAUCCCCCUUCACUACUGAGACUGAUCAGUCCUGUUGUGCUUGUAUUCAUUUGUUUCUGGUGGUAGCUUGUCCUAAAAUGUGUGUAGGAGAGCAUCUUAUGGUAAUUGUUGUGUAGUGCAUGAAUCUUUGUGAAAUCCAGAGAAAAACCCAAAUUCAGUGAAUGCCAAAAAUGCAAGUAUCUAGCCAUUGUUUAAAAUUGCAGUGGUGCUAUUUCUCUUGUGGCCUUUCAGACUUUUUGUUGCCCUAAAACUCCAUUUUACUGAGAAACCAUAUUUGACUUGGAUUUUUCAUGACAGGGUUUUUCUAUUUUAAGCAGUUUUUAAAUAAAGUUCUGUAUUUCAAGAGUGUCAUGUCUACUGAAGUCUCUGAUGCUUUCAGACACGGUGAGGCCAAGCUGAAGCUGGUGAGAGUUCUCUUGGUGAAGCUUGCAGGACCUGCACUCUCAGCUUUCAUGCUCCAGUCCUGGUUAGGAUCCUUGCUGACUGGGGUAGCAGUGAUGUGGGAACCUCCCUGUGGGUGUGCAGGGGUAACCACUGCCACAGCUUUAGGGGGUUAUUUUUCCCCUCUCCCACAAGGGAAUGGAAGGCAAGUGUUUCCUUGGCUUCCUCCUCCUAAUGGUGUGAGAAUGGGGCUGUAGAUCAGGAAUGCUGCCACCUGAGUUUGUGUUUGAAGUGUUUCAGAACUGCUAAACCCUGCUUGUUAGUGGCAAACGAGACGUUAACUGCAUCUGUCACCCCUCUGAGCACACUGGCUGUGAACCCCUUGCUUUGUCUCAUGUGCAGUGUGUGUUCCAUAGUGAAGUGUCUCUGGCACAGGUGUGUGCACAGCCUGGUGUCUGUGUGCUGUCUGUCCCCCAGAGAACCCCUCCCAGCCCCCCCGCAGUGCUCUGCAUCCUCUGGGGAGCAGCAGGAGGCUCUGCUGGCAUCACCCAGCUGCGGGGGGCUGGGCAGGUGUGGGUGUGGGAUGGGGGUGAUGAGGCACAUAAAAUCUUCUCUACCAUUACUUACCUGCUCUGAGUUGGGAAGCAUAUUUUUUUUAGACUCUAAUUUACUGUUCCAUUCCAUUAUUCCAGCAUUACUGCAGCAGCUCCAAGCAAAAGAUGGCAACAGCACCUGGGGGCUAGGAGAGGAGUUCUGGGGUGUCUGCUCUUUGCCAUCUGGCUUUGCACUGGGACCUGGUUGCUUCAAGUCUCUAACAGGAGUGCAAGGGUGGAACUGUGGAGCACCCAGGAGGUUGGUUUGGGUCUGUGAAGCACCCAGGUGAUGAACUGGGCUGCAGGAGGUUGGUUUGGGUCUGUGGAGCACCCAGGUGAUGAACUGGGCUGCAGGAGGUUGGUUUGGGUCUGUGUAGCACCCAGGUGAUGAACUGGGCUGCAGGAGGUUGGUUUGGGUCUGUGUAGCACCCAGGUGAUCAGCUGGGUUACAGGAGGUUGGUUUGGGUCUGUGGACCAAGGAACUGUCCCUGUGCUGGGAGGAGGCUGAGUCAGGAGGAGCACUGGUGUGCAUUGUGAGACUGUUGAAUGCCUGGAGCAUUACAGAACUCAACUGAAGCUGCAGUCUUUAAGUCAAAUGCUGCUAAGAUUUCCAGUUGCUUACAUCACUCUUUGCUACUGAGAUGAGUUAUAAAUACUAUGGGAACAAACUCAUGUGGUCAGGUUGUGACUGCAUUACAGAUAUCUUGGCAUAAUCUGUUUUUAAUGUCCUUUUUGGGAAGAAAAUAACAAUAAGCCCAACUUGAACCCUUAGACUUAACACAGCUACUCUGUUACCCUGGUACAGUACCUGCUGUUAAAUGCCUACUUGCUGGAACAAUUCUGGGAGCACCCAACUUUUCUUAGUUUUAUUUGAGAAAUGAACAGAAUGGAAGCAGUGGAAAGCUGCCCCCUCCUUUCUGUACCAACAUGUCUUACUUGCAGGUGGACUUGUGGAUGUUUUUUUAACUUUUAUUGUUCAAUUUUUAAAGCAUUUCUGGUUUGCAAUGACAAUUCUUACUGUAACUAUUAAAAGCCUUCAAAUAAAGGCCCAAAACUUA
Molecule: messenger RNA, 4234 nt
Organism: Calypte anna (Anna's hummingbird)
Lineage: Eukaryota; Metazoa; Chordata; Aves; Apodiformes; Trochilidae
Gene: MAPRE1
Product: microtubule associated protein RP/EB family member 1
Exons: 7
Coding region: 107-898 (263 amino acids)
Biological process (GO): spindle assembly; regulation of microtubule polymerization or depolymerization; protein localization to microtubule plus-end
Cellular component (GO): microtubule plus-end; microtubule organizing center; cytoplasmic microtubule
Molecular function (GO): microtubule plus-end binding
Source: RefSeq, a predicted model, not a curated record